Pecten maximus is the source of this 642-nucleotide messenger RNA. RefSeq names its product fibrillin-1-like. Lineage: Eukaryota; Metazoa; Mollusca; Bivalvia; Pectinida; Pectinidae. Bases 1 to 642 code for a protein of 213 amino acids. The record is from RefSeq and is a predicted model, not a curated record. The transcript has 6 exons. Gene Ontology annotation, molecular function: calcium ion binding.
AUGCCAAAGCGACUGAUGGAGCAGACGACAACAAUGCGCCUGGGGGCAAUGAGGGAGUUCGAGAGUAACGUGAUUGUAUCUGUGACAUCUACAAGGGUUUUCCCACUAAUCCCAGCGUCUUCCUCGGGGACAAAUGCCAUGGUUACUUUAAAUGUAGCACCAGACACCAAUACCAUUCCAAUACUAGAAUUCGGCUUCAUAGCAGUCGCUACAGAUAACGAAGAUAACGAAGAUCCAGUCAAGCAAUGUGGUACAGGAUUCCAUCAACUAGAGAGAAACAACAUCCAAUUCAAGGUUGUGGUUGACUUCGUGGCAGACUCUAGUGUAAACGCACCAGGCUGGUUGAUGCAUUUCAUUCAAAAAAAUGAUAAUGACUGUCAGAAUGGAAACAUUGUCUGUUCAGAAAAUGCGGACUGUACAAACAUAGGAGGUUCUUUUUCUUGCGUAUGCAAAGACGGUUUCUUUGGCGAUGGCUUGACCUGUUUAGAUGAAAAUGAAUGUCAAAAUGGAAACAAUGGCUGUUCGGAAAAUGCGGACUGUACAAACACAGAGGGCUCAUUUUCUUGUGAAUGCAAAGAAGGCUUCUCUGGUGACGGUGUAACCUGUUCAUUUGGAAUUGGAUGUCAACAGGUAGACGAAUGA